Molecule: messenger RNA, 764 nt
Organism: Photinus pyralis (common eastern firefly)
Lineage: Eukaryota; Metazoa; Arthropoda; Insecta; Coleoptera; Lampyridae
Exons: 3
Coding region: 36-635 (199 amino acids)
Source: RefSeq, a predicted model, not a curated record
CAAAUAAGAUUAUCGCUGUUUUAAAAAGGCAUACGAUGGAACGGGAAAACAGUACACGUUGCAAAGGGCCAAUGAACAUGAGGACACUUCUAUCUUUCUUUCUGGCUGUUGCCAUAACUCAACUUUGUGGCGGUGCGAUAAUCAGCUCCGUGGAGGAUUACUUUUGGAGGGACUACAGUGGAAUAGUACCGAAGGACGCGUAUGCCGCAGGAACCGACGCAAACGGCCAACCUACGUACGUAGCCCAAAUCAGCAUUCCCUACGUUCGAGAUCCUCGGCGUUCAACAGUUGAUGUAAUACCUGCGGUUCUACGCGCUGGGGAAGUCGAAGUGUACGCGCCUUAUAAUUUUGACGUCACUUACGUCAGCGCAAUUAAUUCAUCUUUGAAGGUUCUGUGCGUCUAUAGCUCUAGUUACUACAAAUGGCAUUCGCUAACUACCCCAUUACCAUCAUACCAUCGGUAUGUUGUAGUGGGAUAUGAGUCUUCGAGACCAUUGUAUCUGGGUCGCGCGGUAAUGGACAAUCAAACCCUAACUGGAAAAAUAUAUGCUGAUGACAGACGCAGACUUAUAGCGGCCUACCAAGGUGGACAAGUUUAUCUGGAUUCUUUCACAAUAUUGACUUAUUAUCGUUAGCUGAUUCUAGGGUCUAAGAUAAAUAUUCCUAUCGCGUAAUAAUGUUUAAUUUUUUGUAGAAUGUCGUACCGAUUAUCCUCAAGGGUAAGGGGUAAAGGAUUAAAUAAAAAGUCAAAUAUCUUUAUUCAA